Messenger RNA from Sphaeramia orbicularis (orbiculate cardinalfish), 1833 nucleotides. Its product is annotated as cytochrome P450 2F2-like. The record is from RefSeq and is a predicted model, not a curated record. Gene Ontology annotation, cellular component: intracellular membrane-bounded organelle; cytoplasm. Gene Ontology annotation, molecular function: heme binding; iron ion binding; oxidoreductase activity, acting on paired donors, with incorporation or reduction of molecular oxygen, reduced flavin or flavoprotein as one donor, and incorporation of one atom of oxygen. Gene Ontology annotation, biological process: xenobiotic metabolic process. The transcript is spliced from 11 exons. The coding region runs from base 165 to 1631 and encodes 488 amino acids. NCBI's taxonomy places the organism in Eukaryota, Metazoa, Chordata, Actinopteri, Kurtiformes, Apogonidae.
CUGUAAUCCUAUGUAAUUCACACUUUCGAUAAGAUCACUUAAUCUUGACAGAACUUGUUUGAGCACAUUCACCUUUAUAACACAGAUGUAAAGGACACACCUGAUAGUCUGCAUGCUUUCAAAGCCAGCGGAAACCUUUUCUGCUCACUUUAUUUCAUGCCACUAUGUUGGUUCCACUAGUACUGCUAUGGCUUUGCCUCUGCUUCAUUUUCUUUCAACUCAAAACCAGGAGGCCCAAGAACUUUCCUCCUGGACCGACUGGACUGCCACUGGUGGGGAGUCUGCUGAGCCUGAACCUGGAGAACCCUCUGCAGGACUUUGACAGGCUGAGAAGGACUCAUGGAAACGUGUUCAGUGUGUACUUCGGUUCUGAGCCAGUUGUCUUCCUCAACGGGAUGCAGACCAUUAAGGAGGCUCUGGUGACCAAGGCUGCGGAUUUUUCUGGACGACCUCAAGACAAGCUUUUCAAUAUAGCGACUGGGAAUAAGGGGGUGAUUCUGUCAGAUUAUGGCCCUUCCUGGAAGGAGCAUCGCCGCUUUGCUCUGAUGACCUUGAGGAACUUUGGUUUGGGAAAGAAGUCCAUGGAGGAGAGAAUUCUGGGAGAAAUCCAGUACACAAUCAAAACUGUGGAAAACAGUAUUGGUAAACUUUUGAGUCCUCAAGUGAUGUUUCACAACGCAGCCUCCAACAUAAUCUGCCAGGUUCUGUUUGGUACACGCUACGACUACGACGAUGAGCUAAUCAGAGUGAUUGUGAAUUGUUUCACUGAGAACCUGAAGAUCGCCAACGGACCGUGGCAGACACUCUAUGACUCCAUUCCCAUGAUUCGUAACUUGCCGCUGCCUUUCCAGAAGGCCUUUGAGAACAUUAAGACUUGUGAAAAUAUUACUCUUCGUUUGAUAAAUGAGCACAAGAAGACCAGGGUUCCAGGACAACCACGACACUUUGUGGACUGUUAUCUGGAUGAACUGGAUAAGAGAGGUAAUGAUGGUUCGUCCUUUUCCGAAGAUCGACUUGUGAUGUAUGCUCUAGAUCUUCACGUCGCUGGGACCGACACUACGUCCAACACCCUGCUGACUGGUUUCCUCUACCUCUCGACCCACCCACACAUACAGGAGCGCUGUCAACAGGAGAUCGACCAAGUGCUGGAAGGGAAGGACUGUGUAAGUUACGACGACAGAAACAACAUGCCUUAUAUGCAGGCUGUGAUCCAUGAAGUGCAGAGGGUCUCCAACACUGUCCCACUCAGUGUUCCCCACUGCGCAAUUAGAGACACAGAGCUCAAGGGAUACUUCAUUCCUAGGGGGACCAUGAUCAUCCCUAACCUGACCACAGUGAUGAAUGAGGAGGGACAGUGGAAAUUUCCCAAUGAAUUCAACCCUGAAAACUUCCUCAAUGACCAGGGAGAGUUUGUCAAACCAGAGGCCUUCAUGCCGUUCUCUGCCGGUCCUCGCGUUUGUCUCGGAGAGGGUCUGGCUCGCAUGGAGCUCUUCCUCAUCACGGUGACUCUGCUGAGGAAGUUCAAGUUCACGUGGCCAGAGGAUGCAGGAGAGCCGGACUACACCCCUGUUUAUGGAGUCACUCUGACCCCCAAACCUUAUAAGAUGAAAGUCCAGCUCAGAGCUUCAUAAAGAAAUGAAUCAUAGAUACAAACAUGUCAUCCUUUUGCUAAAGCUUUGAGUUUUCAUCUGAGAUUGAUGACUUUUGGACCGGUUAUUUUUUUCUAUGUAUGUAACUGAGCACAAUUAAAACAAAAAUAAUAAUAACUGGGAUGUCUUGUAAAAUGCAAAUUAAAAGUGAAACCAGUGACAUUAAAAUAUAUUUUGACUUCUA